AUGAUUAAUCGGCAGAAUUCCAAGUAAACCUAAUCAGUUAUUUCGAACACUCUCUCUAAAGGCGCAAGUCUUAGACCUGGAGGCAAACCCUCAGAUGAACCUAAAAUUAUCAUAAAGACAGAUAGAGAAGAGUACUACCAGGAUGAAGUAGUGCAAGGAUCAGUUCGUAUGAAAUUCGAUCGAAACUACAAGGAUUUCAUCACUAAACUGGCUUUUAUUUAUGAGGAAAACUAUGUGCUUUUCGAUGAAAAAACUGAGCAGGCGCUUGUCACCAAAGACCACAAGAUUAUACUGGAUGUUCAAGAGUUACACUAGAAAGAGAUUUAUGAGCCAGGCGAACAUUUCUUUUAAUUUGGAAUAUAACUUCCUGAUAGCAUUAGAGCAGGCACAUUUUAUCACUCAGGCAAAUAACUGAGUGCAAAAAUUACUUAUAAGAUUCAGAUCAAGAUUAUUGAGAAAUACGUGAACGAAAAUAUGCAGGAAAAGUUUAGAGUAUUUAAAGAAAAUUUAAGCGUUAAGAUCAAUGUCCAUCAGCGAUACGUCACCAUUAAGAAGCUUGUUCAUAAUGAGUCAACUAUUAACAAAUUUUUAUGUUUCGGAGGAGGUCGUACUUCUCUAUAAUGCGAAUACUCAAGAGACACAUAUUGUAUCGAUAUAGAUAGAAUGCAGAGUGCAUUAAGUUAAAGUUAGUAUGUCAACACUAGCGUGGCCUCUUAUCAUUCGGUAGGCAAGGAUGAUGCUUCUGUAGAAGUUAACCAAUAAAAUGCAAUUGAGGUCAGACUUACAGUCAAUAACAACCAUAACACUUUCAAGGUGGAUGAAGUUGUUGUUCAACUUAUUCAGGUUAUUGCAGUAAAGGAAGAUGACAUUGGCAGGCGCAAGGAUGUCAAGAAGGUGUUAAAGCAUGUGUAGGAAAACCUGUUUAUUUAGCAUUAGCCUGGAGUGCUAGCUAAGGAUCACACAGAUCACCCAAGAGUUGUCAGAAUCAAUUUAUCUAAAGUAUUCAAGUUAGUCAUGAAAAGGCAGCAGGAGGAGGGUAUUUAUGGCAAACUGUCAAAGACUGAAAUGCUUCAUAGCAAAGGCAUUCAGUAGACAAGCGAAGGAGAAUACAUUGACAACUUCUACAUAUUGAGAGUAAAGGCAUUAGUCAAUAAUGACACUCUAAAUAGUCCGUAUGUAGAUCAAUAAUUGUUCUUUUGUAAUCAUGAAGUCCCAGAUAUCGAUAUGAAUGAAAGCUAGAUGAAAAACAUUGGUGAAAUGCAUAGGAAUUAUGUUCAUGAGCAAUUUGAAAAGGGAGAAAUAGGUUCAGUAGUUACCAGAACUCAUUCAGUUGCAUUCUAAGGCUCAAUUCAAAAUGAAGACUAAGUCUGA
Messenger RNA from Stylonychia lemnae, 1371 nucleotides. The record is from the annotation of a GenBank genome assembly. NCBI's taxonomy places the organism in Eukaryota, Ciliophora, Spirotrichea, Sporadotrichida, Oxytrichidae.